AUGGUCUCCCUCAGCUGUGGCUACAAGUGUUUGCAAUGCAUGUUAGUCGUCUUCAAUGUGGUUGUCAUCUGUUGUGGAAUUGCGUUGAUAGUUGUUGGUAGCAUCGCCCAAGUCCAGCUGAAGACAUACUUAACCAGCGAAGAUGCUCAGCUUAUGGCCUUCGUCAUCUUUAUAAUAGCUUUCGGAUGUUUCCUAACUGUUGUCGGAAGCUUUGGCUUUUGUGGAGCUUGCAAAAAGAAUGUCUGUUGCCUCACAAUGUAUAUAAUCUUCCUGGUGAUAUUCAUUCUUGGUGGUGUAGCAGCUGGAAUAGCUGGAUUUGUUCUGAAGGACCAUGUACGUUGUGAAUUAUUUUGCAUCUUGGUGAAAGAAUAUGUAGACAAGGUUUUAACACAAACUUACAAGACGUACAAUGAGGAGGUUUCUAAGAAAUUGAUUGAUCUGAUCCAGAAGGAUCUAGGGUGUUGUGGACCAGAUGGCACAUGGCCGCCGGGUUUGGGACAAGUACCUGAUUCAUGUCGUGAUUCUAGUGGCCUACAAUACACACAGGGAUGUAGCGCUGCACUGGAUAAAUUCAUCGAAAAGAAUAUCCUUGCGGUAGCGUUGUGCGUCUUUUUGUUUGCUCUGUUGCAAAUUCUCGCACUUGUUUUUGCGGUUUGUGUGUGCAAGGCGAUUCAACGCGGUGAAGAUGCAUAAAUGGAAAGAAAUUGACUCGAUUUAUCUCCGAACUUCAUAACCAUUUUUCUGUACAUCUUUGGACACGUUACUGGACGUGACCAGGUUUUGGUGAAUUUUUACUUUAACCUUUUCAAGUUUGCAAUCGUUUCUGGAGCACGUUAUUCGUCUAAAAUAGAACAAUUAAAAAAUAUCUGGAA
Messenger RNA from Opisthorchis viverrini, 872 nucleotides. RefSeq lists its product as hypothetical. The coding region runs from base 1 to 693 and encodes 230 amino acids. The record is from RefSeq and is a predicted model, not a curated record. The transcript is spliced from 6 exons. NCBI's taxonomy places the organism in Eukaryota, Metazoa, Platyhelminthes, Trematoda, Opisthorchiida, Opisthorchiidae. Gene Ontology annotation, cellular component: membrane.